CUACUAUUAUUUAUGUAGUCACUCUCUCCAGACUCCUAAUAAUAUUAUUAUUAACUUAUUGUAGGCAAGUAAUAAAAAUAAAAAUAAUAAUAACGUGUUGUCCCGUGCUGAUGCCUGACCGCAGCGUCCCUGGCGACAACAAACUCUCGCUGACUUCAUACCCGCCAGCUCCCAAGGCGAACUAAAUCUCCAAGCCGGCUGUGGACCUCGCCCUUUCCCCCCUCCGUCAUCAACUUCCUCCCCAGCUAUCAUCAACGAGGAGUUUGGAUACCCCAAGAUAAACAUCUCCAUUCCCUUUGAUCAUCUCCCUUUCCCUCCUCUCCGUGACGCGUUUCCGCUGGUAGCUCCGGUAUGUUGUCAACCCUUGUGUAAUUGGUGUAAAACCGUCCGAGCGCACCGGACUGAUCCAUUCAAGAGAAAACAGUUCGAGGGAGCGAACACCUACCUACUACCUCUCCCGUCGCCCUCGAAGACCUCGUGAGUGUUCAAGAUGUCGAACGACAAGGCAUACCUGAAGGAUCUGUAUAUCCAACCUCGCAUGGUGAAGAAACCGCCCUUCACCGUCGAGGCCUCCGGUUAUGAAAAGAAGGAAGGAGAGACGAUCCCCCGUCGCAACCCGCUGGCCAAGGACAAGCUGAUCCUGCGCCCGGCCGAAGACGUCGCAACCACAUAUGAUGUGAUCAAGAGAGCGGCCGAGAAGUUUGGAAACGCAAAGGCCGUGGGCACGCGCCGCAUCAUCAAGACCCAUGUCGAGAACAAGAAGGUCAAGAAGAUCGUCGACGGCGUCGAGAAGGAGGUCGACAAGCAGUGGACGUACUUUGAGCUCAGCGGCUACGAGUACAAGAGCUUCAUCGAGUACGAGAAGCUGGCCCUCCAGCUCGGUGCGGGAUUGAGGAAGCUAGGCCUUGGGAAGGGAUCCAAGAUCCACCUCUAUGGUGCAACCAGCGCCCAUUGGCUGGCCAUGUCUCACGCAUCGGCCUCUCAAUCGCUGACCUUUGUGACCGCCUAUGACUCUCUCGGUGAAGAGGGUCUCAAGCACUCCCUGCUGCAGACCGAGAGUGAAGCCAUUUUCCUCGACCCUCAGCUGAUCCCGUCGCUCAAGAACGUUCUGCCGGAUGUCAAGUCCAUCAAGCACGUCAUCUACAACACCGAUACGGAGGCCAAGAAGGAGCACCUGGACCAGCUCAAGGCUGAGUUUGACUACUUGACCAUCAUCAGCAUCGAGGAACUCAGGAAAAUGGGCGAGGAGAACCCCGUUGAUGCCGUGCCCCCGGACCCGGAGGAACUCUGCUGUAUCAUGUACACGUCUGGAUCGACCGGACCCCCCAAGGGAGUCUCCCUGAGUCACAAGAACGUUAUUGCAGCUGUUGCCGGUGUCAACGCCAUCGUGGGUGACUACAUCGGUCCGAAGGACGGACUGCUCACCUAUCUGCCGCAAGCUCACAUCUUGGAAUUCAUGUUCGAGAACCUGUGUCUCUUCUGGGGUGGUACUAUGGGUUACGGAAACCCCAAGACCCUUUCUGAUUCCUCGGUGCGCAACUGCAAGGGUGAUAUUCGCGAGUUCAAGCCCACCAUUCUGGUCGGAGUGCCCGCCGUUUGGGAGUCGGUUAAGAAGGGUGUGUUGAGCAACCUGAACAAGAACAACUUCAUUGUGAAGAACAUGUUCUGGGGCGCACUGGCCGCGAAGAAUUUCUUGCUAUCCACCGGUAUCCCUGGAUCUGGAAUUGGCGCCAACCUUCUCGAUGCGAUCGUGUUCAAGAAGCUCAAGGAGGCUACCGGAGGUCGUCUCCGUAUCACGAUGAACGGAGGUGGUCCCAUUUCCAAAGAGACCCAGAAAUUCCUGUCGCUGGCCAUCGCACCCAUGAUCAGUGGUUACGGGUUGACUGAGACCGCCGCCAUGGGUGCGCUUAACGACCCGUUGGCCUGGAACCCUGAUGCGCUGGGUGAUAUCCCCGCGUCGGUCGAAGUCAAGCUCGUCGACUUCCCGGAAGCUGGCUAUUUCACGAAGAAUGAUCCUCCACAGGGUGAGAUCUUCAUCCGGGGCGGCAGUGUUACCGGUGGUUACUGGAAGAACGAGGAAGAAACGAAGUCCUCGUUUACGGAGGAUGGCUGGUUCAUGACCGGUGACAUCGGCGAGUUCGACAAGUAUGGCCAUCUGAGAAUCAUCGACCGCAAGAAGAACCUGGUGAAGACGCUGAACGGUGAAUACAUUGCUCUGGAGAAACUGGAAUCGGUCUACCGAUCCGCUCCUGUCGUAGCAAACAUUUGCGUGUUCGCUGCAGAGGACCAGACCAAGCCGAUCGCUAUUAUCGUCCCCGUGGAGGCUACUCUGCAGAAGCUCGCCAAGGAGAACGGCAUCCAGGAGGGUACCCUCGAGGCCCUUGUUCACAACGAGCAGCUGAAGUCUAUUGUUCUGAAGACUCUUCAGCAGGCAGGCCGGGCAGGUGGUCUCAAGGGCAUUGAGAUUAUCGACGGUGUCGUCAUGUCUGAUGAGGAGUGGAACCCGCAGAACGGAUUCACGACCGCCGCGCAGAAGCUCCAGCGCAAGAAGAUCAUUUCUCACUUCCAGAAGGACAUUGACCGCGCAUACGGAAAGAACUAGAUUGAACGACCUGAUAUAUCCUACCCGGCGGAUAAGUUGCUUUCUGCCGUUAUAAUACCAAUUACGCAGCAUGUGUUCCUCGCCGCAACAGACAUCCCUUGUAUUUGAAUCUGAUGCGUUAGAAAAUGAGAGUGGCGACGGGUUAUGUGUUGAAGUCCUGUUUUGUACACGUACAGUUUGAGAUUCCCUAAUUCAGAUAGUUAGCGAGUUAUCCAUAGUCUAUUGAUAAUAUUCCAAAAUGUUGGC
Messenger RNA from Paecilomyces variotii, 2848 nucleotides. RefSeq names its product putative AMP-binding enzyme. The transcript has 4 exons. Gene Ontology annotation, molecular function: long-chain fatty acid-CoA ligase activity. Gene Ontology annotation, cellular component: endoplasmic reticulum; lipid droplet; plasma membrane. The record is from RefSeq and is a predicted model, not a curated record. Lineage: Eukaryota; Fungi; Ascomycota; Eurotiomycetes; Eurotiales; Thermoascaceae. Gene Ontology annotation, biological process: long-chain fatty acid metabolic process; long-chain fatty-acyl-CoA metabolic process. The coding region runs from base 491 to 2602 and encodes 703 amino acids.